AUGACUUGGUUGCAGCAAGGACACAAAUACAAUACACUCUUUGCUUCAGAAUUGAUCACGGGCUUUACUGUGUUGUGGCUGCUUAGCAACUUUCAAAAGUCUACCCAAGUGCAUUGUCUAGGUGCUAGAGUAGACUUUCAAGAGUCUACCCAAGCGGAGUGUCUAGGUGCUAGAGUAGACUUUAAAAAGUCUACCCAAGUGGAGUGUCUAGGUGGUAGAGUAGACUUUCAAGAGUCUACCCAAGCGGAUUGUCUAGAUGGUGCUAGAGUAGACUUUCAAAAGUCUACCCAAGCGGAUUGUCUAGAUGGUGCUAGAGUAGACUUUCAAAAGUCUACCCAAGCGGAUUGUCUAGAUGGUAGAGUAGACUUUCAAGAGUCUACCCAAGCGGAGUGUCUAGGUGGUAGAGUAGACUUUCAAAAGUCUACCCAAGCGGAUUGUCUAGAUGGUGCUAGAGUAGACUUUCAAAAGUCUACCCAAGCGGAUUGUCUAGAUGGUAGAGUAGACUUUCAAGAGUCUACCCAAGCGGAGUGUCUAGGUGGUAGAGUAGACUUUCAAAAGUCUACCCAAGCGGAUUGUCUAGAUGGUAGAGUAGACUUUCAAGAGUCUACCCAAGCGGAGUGUCUAGGUGGUAGAGUAGACUUUCAAGAGUCUACCCAAGCGGAGUGUCUAGGUGGUAGAGUAGACUUUCAAGAGUCUACCCAAGCGCAUUGUCUAGGUGCUAGAGUAGACUUUCAAGAGUCUACCCAAGCGCAUUGUCUAGGUGGUAGAGUAGACUUUCAAGAGUCUACCCAAGCGGAUUGUCUUGGUGGUAGAGUAGACUUUCAAAAGUCUACCUAA
This is a messenger RNA of Zychaea mexicana, 837 nucleotides long. RefSeq lists its product as uncharacterized. The transcript is spliced from 5 exons. The record is from RefSeq and is a predicted model, not a curated record. The coding region runs from base 1 to 837 and encodes 278 amino acids. NCBI's taxonomy places the organism in Eukaryota, Fungi, Mucoromycota, Mucoromycetes, Mucorales, Lichtheimiaceae.